AUGCCCAGGGAUCAGAGAAGAGCACCAGAGUCCCAGAGCCUGCAGUCAGUGCCUGGCCCUGCUGGGAUUCCUAGACCUGCCUCACACUUGGUCCAGGACUCCUCCCUCAAGAUGAGCAUCAGGACUCCUGCCUCACUCCAGCAUCUGGCCAUGCAGAGUCUGCUGAGCUACCAGGCCCUGGCCACCUCUGGCCUGGAGGAUCUUCCAGUGCUGCUGUUCCCUUGGCUCUUCCAGGAGGCCUAUGCCAGGGGCCACACAGAGGUGCUCAAGGCCAUGGUGCAGGCCUGGCCCUUCUCCUGCCUCCCCCUGGGGGACCUGGCCAAGUCACCAGACCUGGAAACCUUCAAGGCUGUCCUGGAUGGGCUGGACCUCAUACUUGCCAACAAGGAGCGCCCUCAUGGGGUGAAACUGCAAGUGCUAGAUCUGCGGAAUGAGCACCCAGACAUCUGGACACAGGGCUACACAUCCAUGGCUCGAAGCUUUCCUUCAGGAGUUCUGAUUGACAAACCCACAGGAAGUUGCCAUUCAUGGAUGACUGAACAGCAACCCUUGAUGAUUGCCAUUGACCUGACCAUCCAAAAUGGAGCCCAGGAUGAUCUCCAAGCCUACCUGCUCCAGUGGGCCAGGGAGAAGAAGGAAAGAGUCCAGCUGUGCUCGAGGAAGCUACAGAUUCUCCAGAGCUCCUUGUCCAAAGUCUACAAGACUCUGCUGGUGGUGAGUCUGGACUCCAUCCAGGAACUUGUCCUGAAUGAAGUAAGCUGCUCUGUUAAAAUGAUUUUCAAGUUGGCGCCUUACCUCAGGCAGAUGAAGAACCUUCACAUCCUCAAGUUUAGGUCCUAUCACCAAUAUACUUCCUUUGAAAAAUGGAUUUAUCUCCACUUCUUCUGGGCACAGCUGAGGCACCUACAGCACCUGCAGGAGCUUCAUGUGCAUGGCAGCUUCUUCUCUGAUGGAAACCUGCCCACUAUCCUGAGGAGACUGACGCCUUUGAAGACCUUGUCUCUGAAUGAAGUUAGGAUGCAGGAUGCCGACCUUUCUUUCAUUUUUGAUGCUGAGAAGAGAUUCCAGGAAAGGCUCCUGACUACACAGGAAGAGCAGAAAGGCCAGGACGCCCUCCUCUGUGACCACCCAGAACCAUCGGAUGUUCUCACUGACAGAUCCACAUCAAGUCCCUGUUCAGGGAUGACUGACGAGCAGCCUUUGUUGAUUGCUAUUGACCUGACAAUCAGAAUUGACGAUCAGAAUUGA
Dipodomys ordii (Ord's kangaroo rat) is the source of this 1248-nucleotide messenger RNA. RefSeq names its product melanoma antigen preferentially expressed in tumors-like. The coding region runs from base 1 to 1248 and encodes 415 amino acids. NCBI's taxonomy places the organism in Eukaryota, Metazoa, Chordata, Mammalia, Rodentia, Heteromyidae. The record is from RefSeq and is a predicted model, not a curated record. The transcript has 3 exons. Gene Ontology annotation, cellular component: cytoplasm.